Gastrolobium bilobum is the source of this 2231-nucleotide messenger RNA. Its product is annotated as protein SIEVE ELEMENT OCCLUSION B-like. Gene Ontology annotation, biological process: phloem development. Bases 9 to 2018 code for a protein of 669 amino acids. The transcript has 7 exons. The record is from RefSeq and is a predicted model, not a curated record. Lineage: Eukaryota; Viridiplantae; Streptophyta; Magnoliopsida; Fabales; Fabaceae.
UGAGCAUAAUGGCUGCCAAGCUUUCACUGAAGGCUCUCCUGGGCCAAACCACAGAGAGUGAGCAUAACCCAUUGACCAUGUCUGAUGAGCAGAUUUUGGAGCAAAUUUACUCAACCCAUGUCCACACUCACACAAAUUUUGAUGUAUCCUCUCUUUUCACCCUUGUUGACAACACCCUUAAGCGUUCAACCCAAAUUGUUGACAAUAUUGUGCAGGGUUCCCAACCAAGCUUGGAGCACAUAGAUGACAAUAACCCCCAAGUCAAUUUCGCUUCACCACUCUGUACCCUGAAGCAGAUUUCUUCUGAGAUGUCGUGCAAGCAUCCGGGUGAGGAAAUAGCUCACAAAACAACAUUGGCCAUACUUAACAAGCUCUCAAAUUAUGAAUGGGAUGCAAAAGCUGUGCUUACACUGGCGGCUUUUGCACUUGAUUAUGGAGAGUUCUGGCUGCUUGCACAGCAUCAGUCAACAGAUCUUCUAGCCAAAUCUGUGGCUGUUCUGAAGCGAGUGCCAGUGCUUGCAAGGCCAGCAUCAGUGCAAAAACAUCGCCAAGCUAUUACUGAGAUUAAUAGUCUGGUCAAAACAACUUUGCAAGUGAUUGAAUUAAUCUUUCAGUUGGAGAGACUUACAACUAGUUAUGACACAAAGACUGUACCUGCCUUGUUGUCCUUCAUAGAACAAAUGCCUGUUGAUGUCUACUGGGCUAUCAUCACUGUUGCCUCUAUUGUCACUCAAAUCGAUUGCCUCACUACUGAAUCGGAGCACAAGCAAGAACUGUCCCACUAUGGUCAAAAGAUUAACAUCAUACUGAGCAAGCUGAGGAAGCAAAUCACGCUCUGCAGACAACAGAUAGCGGACGCAAAAUAUUUUACAGACCUCGUGAAAAUAUUACAAACCCCCACUGAAGUAAUGGAGGUGUUUAAGUUUCUGAUUUUUUCAAUGGAAGCUCCACAGCCACUGUUUGAUGGUGCUACUAAAACUACGGUUGACAUAACUGUGCUAAAGAAGAAGCAUGUGUACUUGUUCAUUUCCACACUAGACGUCACGGAGGAAGAAAUUUCAGUACUCCGACCAGUUUAUGAUUCAAUUAAAACAAAAGAUCAGUAUAAGAUUGUGUGGAUUCCAAUUGUUGAGGAAUGGACCGACCAGCUUCGCAAGAAAUUUGAGGUUUUGGCAAGCAAGAUGCCUUGGUAUGUGGUGCAACACUUUGGACCCAUUGCAGGGUACAAGUACAUUGUGGAGGAAUGGCACUUCCAAAAGAAGCCUAUUGUUGUGGUGUUGAAUCCUCAAGGGAUGGUGCAGCAUACAAAUGCAUUCCAUAUGAUUCAUGUUUAUGGAAUGAAGGCCUUUCCCUUUACUCGUGUGGAUCAAGAGAGAAUUGACAGAGAAAUUAACUGGGUUGGCUCCGUAGUAGGCAACAUUCACCCCAACAUAACCACCUGGAUCAAAGAGGAAAAGUACAUUUUCUUCUAUGGAGGCAAGGAUAAAGGUUGGAUCCAAGAGUUCACUAAGUAUGCGACUACCCUUGCAAAUGAUGUCACCUUAAAGGAGGCAAAGAUUUCAAUAGAGUUGUUCUGUGUGGAAAGGGAAGAUAAAGGCCUCAUAAACCGGUUUUGGAGUGGCAUUGAGAGUUUGUUUGUGACUAAGGCUCACAAGACAGUUGAUGCAGUGACUCAAGAAGUGCAAAAGAUGCUCUCAUACAAGAAUGAAACUGGAUGGGCUCUCCUCAGCAAAGGGUCAUCUGUGGUGGUGAGUGGUCAUGGAAACACAAUCUUGAAGACUGUGGCAGAAUUUGAGAAAUGGAAAGAGGUUGUGAUCAAGAAGGGAUUUGAGUUCUCCUUCAAAGAAUACCACGAGAGGAUUGUGAGAACCACUCAUCGCUGCUCACACCUUGAGAUUCCUAUUGUUGCGGGAAAGUUACCAGAGACCAUAAAAUGCCCUGAGUGUCCCAAUACAAUGGAGAUUUUCAUCAGCUACAAAUGCUGUCACAAUGAGAAUACUGCAAAUGCCAAACACUAGAAUUGUCUGUGGUUUGAAGUUCUUUGUUGAGUGUGGUUUGAAUUUCUUUGUUGUCUUCAGUCAAGAGUUAAGGUCAAAGAGAGCUACUCCUAUUCUGCGCCAGCGCUACUUUUAGGAUUUAGCUUCUCUUGUUAAAUAAAGAUGACCCUGUCAUUCAAAAAAUAAGUUGUUCCUUCUUCUUUGUAAUCUGUUGCUUGUAAUCUCAAAAUUUAC